AUGGAUUCAUUUGCGAUGUUGAACGAGGAAGUGUUCAAACAUCUGUGCAGCUUGGCUAUCGACAAAGUAAGCGACAAGACAGAAAGAAGGAAGGCAGGCUGUGGUGGUGUGGCCAUGAGAAAAAGACUUCUUAUAAAGAACUUCGUUAAUGAUCUUUGUCGGAAGAAAGAUGAACAGGCGGAAGAACAGAAUGGGGAGAAUUACUCAUCUCAGGAAUACGACAACUGCGCUGAGAGUCCCGAAAAUGAUGGAAGUACGGAUAUAUCGUAUGAGGUUGAAAAAUCCCGUAGUAGUUCGGACUUUUCUGAUGAAGAGUUUGAAGAGGGGGAUGUCAUGAUACCGGAAGAUGACGAUAUGACUCCUGCGGUAAGUAUGCCAUAGCA
This is a messenger RNA of Cylicostephanus goldi, 383 nucleotides long. The record is from the annotation of a GenBank genome assembly. Lineage: Eukaryota; Metazoa; Nematoda; Chromadorea; Rhabditida; Strongylidae.